Sphaerulina musiva SO2202 is the source of this 1446-nucleotide messenger RNA. RefSeq names its product peroxisomal membrane protein Pmp47. Gene Ontology annotation, cellular component: peroxisomal membrane. Bases 133 to 1092 code for a protein of 319 amino acids. The record is from RefSeq and is a predicted model, not a curated record. Gene Ontology annotation, molecular function: coenzyme A transmembrane transporter activity; ATP transmembrane transporter activity; NAD transmembrane transporter activity. The transcript has 4 exons. NCBI's taxonomy places the organism in Eukaryota, Fungi, Ascomycota, Dothideomycetes, Mycosphaerellales, Mycosphaerellaceae.
GUAGGUUGCUGCCCUACAGUCCAGUGGCAUACAGGUACCUUGGACAUAUGAAGUAGCCCUAUUGCUCGAGGUCUACUCUUCCCCUCUCCUCCCUCUCUCCUUGCAUCGCCCACCGCGAGCAAAUCGGCCAUUAUGUCGCAGAAGGAAAGUGCAGCGCAGCAGACGACGGCCGAGCAGCAAAGUGACAAUGUCGCACACGCUCUGGCCGGCGCCGGUGGAGGCCUCCUCUCCAUGGCAUUGACAUAUCCUCUCAUCACCCUCUCCACGCGAGCGCAGGUCGAGAAGAAAAAGGCUUCGACCGGCACCCUGGAUGCAGCCAAGCGCAUCAUUGACCGCGAGGGCGUCGUGGGUCUGUACGCGGGUCUGGACAGUGCGCUCUUUGGCAUUACCGUCACGAACUUUGUCUACUACUAUUGGUAUGAGUUCUCGCGUGCCUUCUUCCAGAGGUCCACGGGGAAGAAACAGCUCUCCACUCUCGAGUCCAUGGCUGCGGGAGCGCUCGCCGGCUCGGCCACCGUUCUCCUCACCAACCCCAUCUGGGUCAUCAACACACGCAUGACGGCUCGUAAAAACGAGUCCACCGAAACCCUCCCUCUCCAGGAGGGCGAGAAGCGACAAGUCAACACCGCCCAACCCGGCACCAUUUCCACUCUCCUCAAGAUCAUCCGUGAAGAUGGCUUCUUCCGUCUCUUCGCCGGUGUCCUGCCAGCACUGAUCCUCGUCAUGAACCCCAUCUUGCAGUACACGAUUUUCGAGCAACUGAAGCAGGCACUCGAGAAGAGAAGGAAAGUGGGACCUACAGACUCUUUCGUGCUGGGUGCCUUGGGCAAGUUGGCUGCCACGAGCAUCACUUAUCCAUACAUCACCGUCAAGUCGAGGGCCCAUGUGGCGAGUAAGGAUGCGAAGAAACAGGGCAUGAUUGCGACAUUGAAGCAGAUUUACCACGAGGAGGGAACCGCUGGUCUGUAUGGGGGUAUUGGACCCAAGGUCACACAAUCUGUUCUUACGGCAGCGUUCUUGUUCGCUUUCAAGGAUGCGCUGUAUGAUAUGACGAUCAAAGCUCGUCGCAGCGUCGCUGCAAAGAGGGCGUAAUGAAGUGCAGCAGUUGAUGGUUUUACGGCAGCAAGCUUCACACGUGCACUGUAGUGUCUUGGGUGCAAAGAACCAAGGGCUGGCCGUGACCACGAUGAUGCCUACAGUAGUCGUUGAAUACGAGUGGAUUCGGGCAGGCCUACCGCCUGUCGGGGUUCUGGACGGCGAUUUUUAUUGCGGGAGGAGUCUUGGGCCCUUAACUUAGGGCGCAAGGCACCGGCCGGCAUCCUAAACCAUGUGAAAAGUCAGCACUCGGAACAGGGGGAUUAGGAUCGCGAAACUUCACUACCUCGUAGUAGUAAUUGUAGAAAUCCACCUUACUCGAACUGUGAACAAUGACAAUUUUAACAAGUC